Molecule: messenger RNA, 231 nt
Organism: Caenorhabditis remanei
Lineage: Eukaryota; Metazoa; Nematoda; Chromadorea; Rhabditida; Rhabditidae
Exons: 2
Coding region: 1-231 (76 amino acids)
Source: RefSeq, a predicted model, not a curated record
AUGUGGCUAGUCGAUAAUUGGCACAUUAUUCUAUUCUGGUGUAUUUUCGACCGACUUUUCCCUAAUGUCUUUCGUUAUUUCGACCCAUAUUUCAUCGCACUUUACAACUGGAUUAGCGACAAAGUCGAGAGAUUUCUUCAAAAAGAUCUUCUAUGUGAAGUGUGCAACAAGAUAGAGGACGAAUGUGAUCACGAGGCGGAUGGAAUUAUCGAGAAUGAGAUUAAUACUUGA